CUUUUCGUACGAGAUACGGUCACUUCGAGUUUGUGGUUAUGCCGUUUGGCCUCAGUAAUGCCCCGGCAGUAUUCAUGGACUUGAUGAUCCGUGUAUUUCAUCCUUUUCUCGACCAGUUCGUUAUUGUCUUCAUCGAUGAUAUUCUUAUUUAUUCCAAGAGCCAGAAGGAGCACGAGGAGCACCUGAGGGCCGUUCUUUCGACCCUUAGACGCGAGAAGUUAUAUGAAAAAUUCUCCAAGUGCGAAUUUUGGCUUCAGCGAGUGGCUUUUCUUGGUCACAUUAUUACGUCAGCAGGUAUUGAAGUUGAUCCUUCCAAAAUUGCUGCAGUCCAGAAUUGGUCAGCACCGAAGAAUCCAUCCGAGGUUCGUAGUUUCCUCGGCCUUGCAGGUUAUUAUCACAGAUUUAUCGAGGGGUUCUCGAAGAUUGCACUCCCUUUGUCUCAGUUGACGAGGAAGUCUGUAAAGUUCGAGUGGAAAGACCAUUGUGAGUCGAGUUUUCAGGAGCUGAAAAGGAGGCUUAGGACGGCACCGGUGUUGACUAUUCCAGAUCCUUCUCGGAGCUUCACCAUCUAUAGUGAUGCUUCGAGGCAGGGUUUGGGAUGUGUACUUAUGCAAGAUGGCCAGGUCGUUGCUUAUGCGUCACGCCAGCUUAAAACACAUGAACAGAACUAUCCGACGCACGACUUGGAGUUAGCUGCAGUUGUUCAUGCCCUCAAGAUUUGGCGACACUAUCUGUACGGCGGUCAAUGCGAAAUCUUUACUGAUCAUAAGAGCUUGCAGUAUAUCUUUACUCAGAAGGAGCUCAACAUGAGGCAGCGCCGUUGGUUAGAGCUCGUCAAGGAUUACGAUUGUACAAUCCAGUAUCAUCCGGGAAAGGCGAAUGUUGUUGCUGAUGCCCUAAGCCGCAAGUUUUCCCGGAUGCAGAUCCAGCUGGUUGAUGCACUUCCUACAGCCAGUUUGGGAAGUGUGAAUUCCAUGCAGGUUCAGCCGACGCUGAGGGAGAGAAUCCGGCAAGAGCAGGCUUCAGAUGAGUUUAUUCGUACGAUUGAUGGCAAGGUUCAUGCCGGAGGCGUCGAGGGUUUUCACCGAGGCACUGAUGGGGCCUUGGAGUUUCGUGGCAGGAUUGUGGUGCCUAAAGUCGAAGCAUUGAGAAAGGAAAUUCUAUCUGAGGCUCAUACCGCACCUUAUCUAGCCCAUCCAGGAAGUACAAAAAUGUACCAUGACUUGAAAGGGGCGCUUUGGUGGAAAGGAUUGAAGAAAGACGUGGCCGACUUUGUAAGAAGAUGUUUAACCUGUCAGCAAGUCAAGGCCGAGCAUAAGA
Molecule: messenger RNA, 1320 nt
Organism: Striga hermonthica
Lineage: Eukaryota; Viridiplantae; Streptophyta; Magnoliopsida; Lamiales; Orobanchaceae
Source: the annotation of a GenBank genome assembly